Molecule: messenger RNA, 390 nt
Organism: Cooperia oncophora
Lineage: Eukaryota; Metazoa; Nematoda; Chromadorea; Rhabditida; Trichostrongylidae
Source: the annotation of a GenBank genome assembly
AUGGAACUCGAGUGUAGUAUAGCAGGCUGUGUAGCUGUGGUUCACACAACCGUUCCAGAGAACAGCAAGAAAGGUCGAAAAGACGUUCUUCUGCGGCUGAAAGAUCCCGACGGCGAACUGUUGUCAGAGGUCAAAGUACCGUGGCCGGAUGGAGAGCCCGAUCCAUGCGAGAUCACAUAUCUCGAUUCGGAGGAAUGCGUGAGGCUGACGAACAAUGCUACUUUUGCUAAUGUCCCAUUACGCAUAUCUAGACUUCAUGAAGUGGUUGCUAAUCGACGGCAAACAAAAAUUCCUAAACGGUUUUCAAGUUUUUCAAGUACUCCUUGCCCACUGGAAGAUGCUGGUCAAAAGAAGCUUCAUGCUGCCUUGAAAGAUUUUGUAAAAGAGCCU